AUGGAAAGCAGAAGUCGUAGCAAGAGAAGACCAGUUUUCAGUGACUAUGGCUUCACUGAUAAAGUUCUUUCUUGGACUCUUGACGACAUUCUUAAUCCAAAUCGUUUCAAGGACCAUGUGGAAAAAAUUCCAAAAUCAUUUCAAUCUAGGAAUCAGUAUUUUCGGUCAUAUGAUUUUCCUCUACUGGAAGAAACGCGAGCUCAACUGCAUUCAGGCAUGAACAUUAUCUCAAGAACACCUUUUGCCAAACUUGUCUCUUUAAAGAAAUCCAAGCCUUAUGAAAAAAAGUUGUAUGAACUUAAGAUUGAUUACUGGCGGAACAGCACGAACCGCGGAAAGGAGGCUUAUAAAACAUUGCCGGGGGAUGUUUUAGUUCUAGCAGAUGCUAAGCCUGUAACUGCUUCUGAUUUGCAAGGGGUCGGAAGGAUGUGGACUUUUGUAUCCGUCACAAAAAUAUCUGGCAGUGGUAGUACUAUUUCUUUAAAAAUCCAAGCCUCGAAAGACAUUGAAGUAGAAGAUGAGAAGACUAAAUCAUUGUUUAUAAUUUUCUUGACGAACAUAACUCCGAACAAAAGAAUAUGGAGCUCAUUGCAUAUGUCUCAGAAUUCAAAGAUUAUCGACAAAGUUUUAUGUCGUCAAACAAUAGUUGAGGAAAAUUGUGAACUAUGCUCUCAGCACAAUGGAGGUGUCUGUGCUCAGAAAUUCGGUUCUAAUUUAUCAUCUACCUUGAAUGAUUCUCAAGUAAAGGCUGUCUUUGCUUGUCUUCGUAGGAUCAAUUGUAACCACAAGGCCAGCAUUGAGCUUAUAUGGGGACCCCCAGGGACGGGAAAAACUAAAACUGUUAGUAUGCUGCUUUUUAGGCUCUUAAGAAUGAAAUGCAGAACCCUUGUUUGCGCUCCAACAAAUAUUGCAAUUACAGAAGUGGCGUCGCGUGUUGUGAAGUUGGUGAAAGAAUCAUCUGAAGCAGAUACUGGAAGAGCAACUCUGUUUCGUCCUUUGGGAGAUAUGCUCUUAUUUGGGAAUAAGAAGAGACUUAAUGUUGGUGCAGAAAUUGAAGAGAUAUACUUGGACUACCGUAUUGAAAGGCUUGUCGAGUGCUUGGGACUGGUAACAGGUUGGAGACGUUGCUUCACUUCCAUGACAGAAUUUUUAGAAGGUUGUGUUUCUCAGUAUCAAACUUUUCUGGAAAAUGAAAAUAAAAAAAAGGGGAAAAAAUGCAAGAAAAAAACUGAAGGCAGCAAGAAGUGCAAGUCAUUUCUUCGUUUGUCAGAGACAGAUUUAGCAAUUUGGUUUGAAGAACUGAAGGAGCUUUUUUCACAUCACUGGCUCUUUGAUUUUUUGCACUGCUUCAAGUUCACAUUUGCUGCACUACAUGGUAAAGGAACCGCUGAGCUUUCUGGUAUUGAUGAAGCGGCGCAGUUGAAAGAAAGUGAGUCAAUUAUGCCUAUGCAACUCCCUGGUAUAAAGCAUGCUGUUCUAAUCGGCGACGAACAGCAAUUACCUGCAACAGUCGAAAGCAAUGUUUCUGACGAAGCUGGUUUUGGUAUAAGUUUAUUUGAAAGGUUGAGCUCAUUAGGACACCCAAAACACCUGCUCAAUACACAAUACAGAAUGCAUCCAUCAAUUAGCUCUUUUGCAAAUUCGUAUUUCUAUCAAAAUCAAAUCUUAAAUGGUCCAAAUGUUAAAAGAAAAGUCUACAAGAAACAGUAUUUACCAGGGAAAAUGUUUGGUUCCUAUUCAUUCAUUAAUGUAGUUGGGGGAAGAGAAGAGUUCGACGACAUUGGCCAUAGCCGUAGAAAUAUGGUUGAGGUAUCUGUAGUGCUGGAAAUACUGCAGAAAUUGUACAAAGCUUGGGCUCGCUCAAAACUGAAGCUUAGCAUUGGUAUCGUGUCUCCCUAUAAUGCUCAAGUAUUUGCUAUUCAAGAAAAACUUGGACGUAAUUAUGAGAACAGAGAUGGAUUUUGUGUAAAAGUGAAGUCAAUUGAUGGGUUCCAGGGUGGGGAGGAGGACAUUAUAAUAAUAUCCACUGUAAGAUCGAACAGUGGCGGAUCGAUUGGGUUCAUGUCCAAGCCACAGAGGACUAAUGUUGCGGUUACAAGGGCGAGGCACUGUCUUUGGAUUUUGGGGAAUGAAACAACCUUGACUAGAAGCGAAUCUGUUUGGGAAUCCUUAGUCCUUGAUGCUAAGCAUCGUAAGUGUUUCUUUCAUGCUGAUGAAGAUAAAGAUUUGGCUAAGGCAAUAUUAGAGUUCAAGAACGAAUCUGAUGAAUUGCUUAACGUGGGAAAUAUACUUACCAGAAAUCAGAGGUGGAAGGUUAUUGCUGACAGGAGAUGAUUUUGCUGAGCUUGAAAGAUUGAAAAGGGUCCUUACCCCUGAAUGUGAGAUCAAAGACUUGGGUACACUGAAGUACUUCCUUGGUAUGGAAUUUGCUAGGUCUAAGUUAGGGAUAUUUAUUUCUCAACAGAAAUAUGUGCUUGACUUGCCGGGAGAAACAAAUUUGCUAGGUUGUAAAGUGGCUGAGACACCCAUAGAAUCCAACGUGAAAAUGCAACCUGCCAAGCCUGAAUAAGUAAUUGACAAAGAAAAGUUUCAAUGGCUGGUUAGUAGACUGAUUUACCUUUUACGCACUCGUCCUUAUAUAGAUUUUGCAGGUGGCGUGGUAAGUCAGUUUAUGCACUCACCCGGAAAGGAACACUUUGAUGUUGUUUAUAGAAUGCUGACAUACCUAAAAGGAAUUCCAGGAAAAGGUCUUCUAUUUGAAAAUUGUGGGCAUCUUCAAGUUGAAGCUUACAUAGAUGCAGAUUGGGCUGGGAGUAAAAUAGAUAGACGAUAACUUCUGUG
Molecule: messenger RNA, 2841 nt
Organism: Pistacia vera
Lineage: Eukaryota; Viridiplantae; Streptophyta; Magnoliopsida; Sapindales; Anacardiaceae
Product: regulator of nonsense transcripts 1 homolog
Exons: 9
Coding region: 1-2334 (777 amino acids)
Molecular function (GO): helicase activity
Source: RefSeq, a predicted model, not a curated record